Messenger RNA from Penicillium egyptiacum, 2025 nucleotides. The record is from the annotation of a GenBank genome assembly. NCBI's taxonomy places the organism in Eukaryota, Fungi, Ascomycota, Eurotiomycetes, Eurotiales, Aspergillaceae.
AUGGCCGAUGCUCCCUUCCCCCCAUCCGGUGGAGCUCGAGCUCCGACCUCGUACCCCAGCAUCUCCUCCAUCCCACGCCGCUCCUCCUACGCCUCAGUAGUAUCUGGCAACGCAUUUCCACCAAUCUCCAACUCCUUCUCACAUCUCCUCAACUCCCACCCAAUCUCCUACCCCCCGUCCGACAGCCGAGUCCACCGGGCUCCGUUCGGCGUGGAUGCCGCAGACAUGCACAUGAACUCCGCCUGGAGAAACACAGGUUCAACAGAGUCACUUCCUCCCUGGUCUCGCAAGUAUGCCGGCUUUCUACGCUCGGCCGACUUUCCGCACGGCCUAGGCCUCACCGACAGCCCAGCCUUCCUCACCCCAUCCUACCUCCGCAACUCCCGCUACAUCGCCCGUCUCGAGACCGCCUACCGCGCUAAACUCGCUGCCCAACAGCGAGACCCUUCAUCCGCAACCUCCAAUCCUCCCCUCUCCGCCUCCUCCAGCAAUGUCCACCUGCCCCGCAUCGCCCCGUCGCACCGCGGCAUGACCUAUGAGCUCAUAGAGAAGGAACCGCCCGCCUCGGCCGAUCCCCUCAUGCCUCUGCCCAGUCAGUGGAGCUCCGAAGACAAGUUUUCCGGCUUGGAAUUAUCGAACGAGAACUUCGACGUGCGCUACACUGGUCCUAUGCACAAGCAUGACCAUGAAGCUGCUGCCUUGCGCGCGGAUCACCCUAUGCCGCCGCAGUGCGGGAUCUAUUACUUUGAAGUCAAGAUUGAGUCAAAGCCGAAGGAAGGCAUGAUCGGUAUUGGAUUUUCUAGCCCCAAAGCAUCCGUCGAGAGACUUCCCGGUUGGGAGACCGAAUCCUGGGCUUACCAUGGCGAUGAUGGAAAAUCGUUCUUUGGUGAGAGUCAAGGACAAGGUCGAGCAUAUGGACCGACUUUUGGUGCUGGCGAUACAGUCGGAUGUGGUGUGAAUUUCUCUACAGGAUCUGCGUUCUUCACUAAGAACGGUGUUUUCUUGGGAAAUGCGUUUCACGAUCUGCACAAUGCGAGACUUUUCCCGUCUGUCGGAAUGAAGAAACUACCACCAGUACAUCUCAAAACGAACUUUGGACAGGAGCCUUUCGUUUUUGAUAUCGAUGGCAUGGUCAAGCAAGAGAGAUUCAACGUUCUAUCAGAGAUUAACGAAGCAUCCACGGCUGGUCUGCAACCACCUUUGGACGAGUCGACACUUAUGCAAGAGUUAGUCGCACAGUUCCUCGCCCACGACGGCUACGUAGACACAGCCCGUGCAUUUGCAGAAGAGGUGGCCACCGAAACAUUAGCCCUACAGAACGGCCGCAACGAGCCACUGAAGAAAUAUGAAGUCGAGGAAGACCGCGAAGCCAUCAACCGGAACAAAAUCCGCUCCGCAAUCCUAGACGGCGACAUUGACAAGGCCCUCAAGCACACGAAAGCGUAUUACUCGAAUGUCCUAGAAGACCACCCGGAAAUCCACUUCAAACUGCGCUGCCGCAAAUUCCUCGAAAUGAUGCGGCGGUCCAAUGAACUCUCCGCGGCAACUGCCGCAAAGCGCCGCGGCUCGACAUCCCCCAACUCGCACGAGCACGCCGUCUUCGAUCAGGAGAUGGAGCUCGACGGGGAUGGUGAUGCCUGGGUCGCGGACGGCAUGGACACCGAAGAGCCCGAGGUCGUCGCACAGUUCAACAAGCUCCUCACGGAGGCAGUACAGUAUGGCCAGCAGCUGCGCGCUGAUUACCCCACUGACGAGAACGGCGGAGACAAGAAGCUGCUGGACGAUAUCUUCUCACUGGUGGCGUAUCCUGAUCCGAAGAGGUCUGUGCAUGGCCAUUACCUCGAUGCCGAGGGACGAGUGGCUGUGGCUGAGGAGUUGAAUUCGGCUAUUCUUGUCUCAUUGGGCAAAUCAUCUGCUGCAGCGCUGGAAAGACUAUACCAGCAAACUGAAGUGCUGGUUAACGAGAUCAGUGAAGACGGCGGCGCUGGGGCGUUCAUUAAUGUUCGGGAUGAUAUUCUGCUUUGA